UUAAAUUUUGUUCAUCUUGUUCGGUGUAGUAGCGUCAAUCUCAUCUAGCGAUCUUGGGGACUCAAGUGUCGAUUAAAAAUAAUUAUUAAAUUUAUUAUAGAGUUAUUGCUUUAAAUAAUAACGUUUGAAGGUAUUCACAAAUGUCUGAAUCCGAUUUAUUAGCUGCUGAUCAUAUUGAUGGUCUAGAUGGACUUGAAAAUGGUCAAGAUGGAGAUGCCAUUAUGCAGUGUGACAGUGUAAAACGUGAAUUGAAUGAAGCAAAUAUUGAUGAUCCGGAAUUAGAGGCUAUCAAAGCACGUGUCAGAGAAAUGGAAGAAGAAGCAGAAAAAUUAAAACAAUUACAAUCUGAAGUGGACAAACAAAUGAAUAUGGGCAGUCCACCUGGAAUAACGAGUCCAUUAAAUAUGUCAAUUGAAGACAAAAUGGAAGUUGAUAAUAGAUCCAUUUAUGUUGGUAAUGUUGAUUACGGCGCUACAGCAGAAGAAUUGGAGCAGCAUUUUCAUGGUUGUGGCAGUGUUAACAGAGUAACAAUAUUGUGCAAUAAAUUUGACGGACAUCCCAAAGGUUUUGCUUAUAUAGAAUUUGCAGAACGUGAUUCUGUACAAACAGCUAUGGCUAUGGAUGAAUCGAUGUUCAGGGGACGUCAAAUUAAAGUAAUGCCUAAAAGAACAAAUAGACCUGGAUUAUCAGUGACAAAUAGGGGACCACGAGGAGCACGAGGUUAUCGAGGUAUAGCAAGAGGAAUCAUACGUGGCAGUGCAUAUUUUGGAUAUAGACCUAUAAGGCGACCUAGGAGUUAUAGACGGGGCUACUACAUGCCAUAUUGACCGUUUUAAUGUAUUUUAUCGGAAUUUUGCAAAUUGAG
Frieseomelitta varia is the source of this 865-nucleotide messenger RNA. RefSeq names its product polyadenylate-binding protein 2-B (gene Pabp2). The coding region runs from base 141 to 827 and encodes 228 amino acids. The transcript has 7 exons. The record is from RefSeq and is a predicted model, not a curated record. Gene Ontology annotation, molecular function: RNA binding. Lineage: Eukaryota; Metazoa; Arthropoda; Insecta; Hymenoptera; Apidae.